CGGACACCAGACGUGACCAAUCAAAUCAUAACACUGGCCUUCUGGGGAGCUGCCACAGUUUUAAGAAUCAGAGAAACUAAUGGUAGAAUCAUAAACAACACUAUUUAAUAAAGUUUAUCUAGUUAAAAGAUAACUGCUUUAUCAUGGCAUCCGCUCUCGCUCUCAAUACUGGAGCACAAAUGCCCAUUUUAGGUCUGGGGACAUGGAAGUCCUCCCCAGAAGAGGUCACAGAAGCCAUAAAGGUGGCCAUCCUGGCUGGUUACCGUCACUUUGAUGGGGCUUAUGUGUAUCAGAAUGAGAAGGAGGUUGGGGCCGGCGUCCGUGCCAUGAUUGACCAAGGAGUGGUAAAAAGAGAGGAACUUUUCAUCGUCAGCAAGCUAUGGAGCACAUUCCAUGAGAGAUCUCUGGUUAGAGGAGCCUGUGAGAAAACCCUGAGUGACCUAAAGCUGGACUAUCUGGAUCUCUAUCUGAUGCACGAACCUAUGGGCUUUAAGCCUGGAGAAUCCCUUCUUCCUCUUGAUGCUGAGGGCAAAGCCAUUCCAGAUAACAGCACCUUUCUGGAGACAUGGGAGGAAAUGGAGAAGCUGGUGGACGCAGGGCUGGUCAAGGCCAUUGGAAUCUCCAACUUCAACCGAAGCCAGACUGAAGCCAUCCUGAACAAGCCAGGCCUCAAGUACAAACCUGCCAACCACCAGAUUGAGUGCCAUCCCUACCUGACGCAGGAGAAGCUGAUCAACUUCUGUCACUCUAAGGGCAUCACAGUGACUGCGUACAGCCCUCUGGGGUCCCCUGAAAGACCAUGCACAAAGCCAGAUGAACCAUCCCUCCUGGAGGACCCAAAGAUCAGAGCCAUCGCUGAUAAAUAUAAGAAAACAGCAGCGCAGAUCCUGAUCCGGUUCCACAUUGAGAGGAAUAUUGCAGUUAUUCCCAAAUCCGUCAAGCCGGAAAGAAUCAAAGAAAAUUUCCAGGUCUUUGAUUUUAAGCUGAGUACAGAAGAUAUGAACACCAUUAUGAGCUUCAACAGGAACUGGAGAACAACUUUUCUAGACUGGGCUUCUGACCACAAGGACUACCCACUGAACGCAGAGUACUGAGAUCCUCGCCUGCACGGCCUGAACUGAACUGAAGCCCUAACAAUACAUAAACCAUUCAUAAUUCAUAAUCAGUUGGUACUUACUGUGUUUUAUUAAUCACUCAUUCCUCACAUCACAUUUCUUACGAAAGACUGAACCAAGCUUCUAUGUGAAACUUCUGUCAGUGUGUUGUGUCUGUAAGUGAGCGUCUUCCCUUAAUAGUAUAAAACUAUUUUCUCCAACAUUUUUUGAUUCUAGAUGAAAGCACUGCAUUUACUGAGCAAAUCGAACAACACAUAAUUUAUCAGGAAUGCAACUAUUUUCAAAUGUCCUCAACCACUUAAAUUCCAUCUCAAAUAUUACCAAAAAAAAUUUUUUUUCCAAAUUAACACUACAUAUUCAACUUAAUAUAAAACCAGUAAUUUUUGGUAAUAUAUCAUAUAUACAAAUGCAGUUUGAUUAGCUUAACUUACACAUAAAAUAAUAUUCUGUCAUAUUAAGUGAUGGUGCAAUCAAUUGUAUUGUGAUUGCAUGCAAUUAGAUCGUGCAAGAUUGGCGCACGGUACCAGUAGUUUGCCAGGGGGACUGUGAGUCAUUCUUGCUUUGUACAUUAUAACAAUUUCACUCAGUAAUGUUGUAUUUCGGUCCAGUUGUGUCUUUAGCUGUUGAACAGCCUUGUUCUGUGGACAGAGAAGCCAGUGACAUGAACUCUGUAAUGCUUCAUGCGCUGUAAACAACUUUUUCUAUUGGUUUUGCUGCCAUAGCCAUACAAAAAUAAUAUGUGGCUUGUUGUUAGCUUGUGUAGCAUUGACUGAUAAAGCUGUGGGUUCACUCCAAGAACAACCACAACCUGAAGAUUAUUCCACCCACACUUCACCCUGAGAAUGAUCAUUAUUGAAGAAAAUUGUAUGAAACCCUGAAAGUACAGCGCCAGCCUCUCACUUCUCUUCUGCUGUAAUGUCAAAACGACUUCAUCACCUCCAACGCAUUUAGGGAAAGCACAUGGUCUUGUAAUCCAGUCCCAUUCGGAAGUGAAUAAAAUACACAAAUACUGUACUUGAGUGGAAGUAGAGAUACCUUUUGUAAAAUCUUAGUUGAAUAAAAGUAUAAGUGCUAUA
Messenger RNA from Colossoma macropomum (tambaqui), 2191 nucleotides. RefSeq names its product aldo-keto reductase family 1 member B1-like. Bases 144 to 1094 code for a protein of 316 amino acids. Gene Ontology annotation, molecular function: aldose reductase (NADPH) activity. NCBI's taxonomy places the organism in Eukaryota, Metazoa, Chordata, Actinopteri, Characiformes, Serrasalmidae. The transcript has 10 exons. Gene Ontology annotation, cellular component: cytosol. The record is from RefSeq and is a predicted model, not a curated record.